UAGUCGUCCAUUAAGAAAAAAUCUUCGAUCUAGAGCAAAGUUAAAUAGGAACAAAAAGAAAAACAAUUUAGAAUUAUUGGACGUAAUGAAAUACAACAGCGAUGACGAUUAUGUGGAUCACGAUGUUAAGUACCAAUGUGAGAAAUGUUGUCAAGAAUUUACUACUAAGGCACUAUUAAAUAAACAUAAGAAAAAAUGCGACACAGAAAAAGUAAAAGGAACAACCAAAAAUUCGGAAAAUAGUAUUGUAAAACUAGAAUCCGGAAAGAAGCUGUAUCUUUGUAAAAAAUGUCCUAUGGUAUUUCCAAUGUAUAAACUACUAAGAGAACAUCGAAAAGAACACAUUCAAAAAGACUACGUCGAAGAACAUUCUUACACGUUCGACGAACUGCAAGAGCUUUUUAUUUGUAAUACGUGUUCGGCAGAGUUUAAGGAUGAGGAUGAAGCGGAAAAACAUACGAAAGCCCACGGCGAAAUAUUCGACUGUCCGCUGUGCGAGAAUAAGUUUCAAACGUUAUUCCAGUUGGGCAAACAUUUGAAAGUCACUCACAACGACGACGAUCAGUUUACGUGUCCGCUUUGUGCGGAUCUUAAGUUUUCCAAUGCUUCCUUAUUUAUGAAACACAUCAACAUCAAGCAUCAGCAACGGUUUUCGCAUAACUGUCAAACAUGUGGUAGAGGAUUUCAUAGUAAAACUCUUUGCGAGGAGCACAGUAACGUGCAUCUAGGUCUGAAACCUUUCUCUUGCGUAGUUUGCGGUGCUAAGUUCGCCUAUUCCAAAUCAGUAACCACUCAUCAGUUGAAAGCUCACAGGGUAGAGAUCCUUGGCAAGGACCAUGCCACCGAAUGUACUUACUGCAAAAAUCGGUUUGUAUCGAUUGCUUCGUUGCAACGGCACAUAAACCAAGCUCAUGCUACACCGAAACCGAAAGAGAAGAGUCACCUGUGCGAUAUCUGCGGUAAGGGGUUUGCGAAGAGAAACAAAAUGGUCGUCCAUCAGAGGGUUCACACCGGAGACAAACCGUACGAGUGCAACUAUUGCGACAAACGGUUCGCUAAGUCUGGCGAAAGGAACUGUCACCAGAGAAUCCAUACUGGGGAGCGGCCCUACAGUUGUGAAUAUUGCGGAAAGCGAUUUAGGCAAACUGCGCCGUUCAAAGUGCAUAUCAGGACUCAUACCGGUGAAAGACCUUAUGUGUGCGAUGUUUGUUUGAAAGGAUAUACUACGAAUCAGGGACUGAGGCUCCAUAGAAAAAACUGUGGUAUAAUUUUUCUUUAAUUUUUAUUAUACAAUUUGUAUUUUUUUAUAAUUUUGUGUUAAAUACUGAGAUGCUAGAAUAUCAUUGAAUUAUUAACUUAACAUUUUCUAUCAGAUUGGCUAUCAGAUAUUUUGGUGAAAGUUUGAAUUACCCUGCGGAAUAUGUAUAUAGCAAUGCAAGAAAAUUAAAAUCAUUUUAUCAUCUAGGUGUGUCUUUUCUCGAUUUGUUGAUUCAUUUUUAUAUCUUUAUUUUUAUUGGAGAUACUCUAUUCGCUUUCAAAUAAGACAUUAACGAUCUACAGCAAUGUCAAUCCCCACAGUCAAUCCGUUUGCCAAAAAUCAGCAUCAAACGUCAAGCAGUUUAA
This is a messenger RNA of Sitophilus oryzae (rice weevil), 1623 nucleotides long. RefSeq names its product zinc finger protein 271-like. The record is from RefSeq and is a predicted model, not a curated record. Lineage: Eukaryota; Metazoa; Arthropoda; Insecta; Coleoptera; Curculionidae. Gene Ontology annotation, molecular function: DNA-binding transcription factor activity, RNA polymerase II-specific; RNA polymerase II transcription regulatory region sequence-specific DNA binding. Gene Ontology annotation, biological process: regulation of transcription by RNA polymerase II. Bases 86 to 1279 code for a protein of 397 amino acids. Gene Ontology annotation, cellular component: nucleus. The transcript has a single exon.